This is a messenger RNA of Drosophila miranda, 315 nucleotides long. RefSeq lists its product as uncharacterized. Bases 1 to 315 code for a protein of 104 amino acids. NCBI's taxonomy places the organism in Eukaryota, Metazoa, Arthropoda, Insecta, Diptera, Drosophilidae. The record is from RefSeq and is a predicted model, not a curated record. The transcript has a single exon.
AUGGGCGUGAAAUUGGAGCGCACUAGCACUUCGCAAACUCCAUCUGCCAAAAAGCGCAAGCUGGUUCAAAAUGAUGUAAAUGAAUUAGAAAUUGAACACGAGAGCACGGUGCCGAUGCUAAUGGACAUUGCAAAGGAGAUGCGGGACAUGAAUAGACAAACUCGCUUGAACGCCCAGCGCACAGAAGCCAAUACGGACGCGCUUUUGGCUCUAGGCACACAGAUCUCAGACCUAAUGCAGCAACAGCUCAAGGAGCGCAAGCGUCUUAAUGCUAUAAUGGAGAAAUUUGUUCUCAAAAUCGAAACAGCCGACUAA